Molecule: messenger RNA, 2362 nt
Organism: Phalacrocorax carbo (great cormorant)
Lineage: Eukaryota; Metazoa; Chordata; Aves; Suliformes; Phalacrocoracidae
Source: RefSeq, a predicted model, not a curated record
AUGCCCGCUGCCUGGGAUUCCACCCUAGACACCGGCAGCAGCAGCCGCCCCCGGCGAGGGCCAGCGCUCCCUUCUUCUGCAGAAGCUCGCAACGGGCCUCGGUGGUUUCAUUAUGGAUGAAACUGUUGCUGAGUAUAUCCGAAGAACUGUACUAAAAAUGCCACGAGAUGAAAUCAAGACAAUGCUACAGAAAUGGGGCUUCCUGUCUGAGGCACAGCUGCAAACUCUAAAUUUCUGUCAGGUGAAGGAGAGCAUUUCUCAAGAUGUUGUUCAACUUUGUGAGGAGAAUUCUGCAGACAUAAAGCAAGCAGCUGUCCUAGACAUAAUUUACAACCACGUCUACCCAAACAAAAGAGUGUGGAGCGUUUACCAGAUGAACAAAACAGGGGAAGAAACAGAAGUUUUUGACUUAACAGAUUUCAAAAAAAAAUUUAAAAGACGACUUCGGUCAGCCUUGAAAAAUGUCACCAUCAACUUUAGAGAAUAUGAGGAUAAUGCAAUCUGGAUUAGAAUUGCCUGGGGAACGCCAUACACAAAACCAAACCAGUACAAAACCAGCUAUGUUGUGUACCAUUCACAGACUCCCUAUGUCUUCAUCUCUGCCUCAGUGCUUAGGAGCAACUUGCCUCUGCUAUGUCAGGCCCUGGUUGUUGCUUCCAAUUACUGUGACAUCUGUGAAAUGGAGCUUCGAAGUCAUUCUUUAAACUCCCUUAAAGAUAUUGUGUUCAAGAGAUAUAGCCAGAACUUCCAAACGUACUGUCCGAGACCUCUACAGGAAAGGCCUGCAGCACUAGAAAAUGCAGAUUUAAGGAUAAUUCAAGAAAACAGAAAUGAGAGAGAGAAAAUAGAGAGAGUGAAUCGCGAAGUUUUUGGUGAUGGUCCCCUACCAAAAAUUGAAUUUGCACAAUAUAAGCUUGAGACGAUGUUUAAAAGCGAUCCUAAAAUGAAUGUUUUGGAUAAAAAAGAACCAUUCAGAUGUCUGGUCAAGUUUUCUAGUCCACAUCUCUUAGAAUCGCUGAAAUCCUUGGCACCAGCUGGUAUGGCUGAUGCACCACUUUCACCGCUACUUACAUGUAUACCACAAAAAGCUAGGAAUUAUUUUAGAAUUAGAGAGAAAAAAGGUUUAUUUCCAGGAAGCUUUGUAAGCCCUUAAUUUAUAACUGAUUCAUAGAGAAAUAUACAAUGUAUUUCUUAAUGGUAUUAAUCUAAAUCAUCAUAAACUUUAAACCAUAUUUUUAAAAAAAUAACUUACUCUGAUAAUACCUUAAGGUUUUUCCCAAAUUAUGGCUGCUUUGAAUUACUUUUCCACAAUUCUUUUCAAGAGAAGAGUUAGCCCUUUCCUUAAUAAAAACCCAUUAGCUGUGAGGUUUAAAAAGAGAUCACGGUUACUUUAAAUUUAAAUGCAAUGACUCCUUUCAACUGUAUCUUCAUAAUAGUAUUUGUGAUGUUAAAGCUUAAUAAAGAUACAGUAAGACAGCCGUAGCCAUUCAGUUUACUAUCAUAGCUGUAGAUGACAAAGAUAUUCUAGGGGGCCACCUUAUCCUGUUACACUGCUGAACUGGAGCCAAAAUAUGUGCCCCAUUUUGAACACAUGAAUAGUCCCAUGAAAAUAACUGGGACUACAGAUCUGCUGGUCAGGCAUGUUUUUAUCUUAGUAGAUGAAGAUUAGAUUCAAGGACCAUUACAGGGCAUGGGGAAGAAGGGACUCUUGGAAUAUAGAUGUCAGUAAGAAGUUUCCAUCCAGCUUUAGUGGAUAUUAAUUCAGAUACAGGGUUUAAACACACCAAGGGCAACAGCCAGUGACAAAUACUUAAAAAAAAAAAAAAAGAAUCUGUCUAUUGGUAUUAAUGUCUUAUGAAAUUUUAUCUUGGAGUAAUACAAUGAAACAGGCAAUAGCUUUUGAGGAAAGUCCAUGGUUUAGAAUAUUUCAAUUAAGAUUUGAUCCUUCUGCAGUCCUUGCACAUUAGCACCUUUUUUGUGCUAGGGGACACACAAAUUGCAGAAUCAAGAUGGCAACAUUCACUAGUGCUAACCACUGCUUUGCAGUGCAGUUCUUCAGAGUUGGUAAAUUGUAAUUGGUGAUUAUAUAUAUUGCUGUGUAACUUUCUGCAUAAUCUUUAAUUUGAGAGUGAUUUCAUCUGGAGUCAGUUAUAGUGUACAAGUGUUUCUUUCCUUACUCUGUUACCGGGGAACUUUGUGCAUGUACUUUGUGUAUAUGUAAUUUCCGAUGUACUUCAGGUAUGCCAGUGUGCAGAGACAGUCUUCAUAACUUCAUGGCACAGUGUAAAUAUUUUGAGAGGUUGUUUGGGAAUGUUUUUGUUUUUCAAACUGUAAAUAAAUGUGUAAAUUAUGUCUCACAGAA